This is a messenger RNA of Mangifera indica (mango), 1800 nucleotides long. RefSeq names its product U-box domain-containing protein 6-like. The transcript has 3 exons. Gene Ontology annotation, cellular component: cytoplasm; nucleus. Gene Ontology annotation, molecular function: protein binding. The coding region runs from base 1 to 1800 and encodes 599 amino acids. The record is from RefSeq and is a predicted model, not a curated record. Lineage: Eukaryota; Viridiplantae; Streptophyta; Magnoliopsida; Sapindales; Anacardiaceae.
AUGCUCAACAAGCUCCUCAAUUGCAGUGUGCCUUCUAAACCAGCAGCUUCAUCUUCAUCUCAACCAAAGACUCUCUCUCCGGUCUUGAAAAUUGUCCAUGUAGGUGGGGUUGUUGAAUGUUAUUACAUGGCAACGCCGGCUUUCAGAAUCAUGGAGAAGUAUCCUCCUUUCAUUCUAGCCAGGCCUGAAGUUUUUAGGAGGCCAUGGGAUUCAGUCGUGAGGCCGGAUGAAAUUCUCAUCCCUGGUGAGAAGUUCUAUCUUGUCCCUCAUCGUACCGUCAAGAAACUCUGGCGACGGAUCAAAAGGCCUGAUAGAAAUAGAGAUGUCUCUAUAGCCUCCUCUGAGCCUAAGUCUUGUAUUGAUUUGUCAAUUGAUGUAGUUUCUUGCAAGAAGAAUGAAGUUAGUAAACCAAGUGAAGCAAGAAGUUCAUUUAGGAAGAAAACUUCCGUUAAAAAGCAUGUGAGAUUCGCUGGCAUUGAAGUAGUCAAACACAAAGAUGCUACUUCCGAAGAAAAGAGCUUCAAUUCUCAGUCUCGCAAUAAAAAAAGAAGGCCUAGAAGUACUUUUCCUCCAUGGGAACCAUCACUAGAUGACAGGACCCAUCACCAUAACAUAAAAGGCAAAGACAGCCCUUCGAGACUCGCACAGAGAGAGAGGAAGAUGGGACAUGAUGAAGAGAACACAGCUGCUUCAACACCAACGACCACAGACCAAGAAGAAGAAGCUUGGAACCAAAGAAAGGAAAUCCUCAUACACGAAUUGUCUGAGAAGCUAAUAAAUGGAGAUCUUCAGACUCAAAUCGAAGCUGCUAGAGAUAUUAGAAAAGUUGUUAAAAAAUCUUCAGUUAAAACAAGAACAAAGUUUGCAACUGCUGGAGUUAUACAACCCUUGGUCUUGAUGCUUGUCUCUCCUAAUCUUGAUGCCUGUGAAGCCUCUCUCCUUGCUCUACUCAACCUUGCUGUUAGAAAUGAACGAAACAAGGUCAUGAUAGUGACAGCUGGUGCCAUUCCUCCACUUGUGGACCUUCUUAAGUUCCAAAAUGGUAGUUUACGGGAAUUGGCUGCUGCAGCAAUAUUAACUCUCUCUGCUGCUGCACCCAACAAGCCAGCCAUCGCAGCUUCAGGAGCUGCACCUCUUCUAGUAGAGAUUCUCCAAUCUGGAAGUGUUCAGGGAAGAGUUGAUGCAGUCACGGCCCUAUACUAUCUGUCAGCCUGCAGAGAGAUUUCCAAUCCAAUCCUAGAUGCUACAGCUGUUUCCCCCCUUCUCAAACUCCUUAAAGAAUGCAAGAAAUAUUCUAAGUUUGCUGAGAAAGCUACAGCACUACUUGAAAUCCUUUCAAACUCUGAAGAAGGCCGAGUGGAAAUCACAAAUUCAGAUGGUGGGAUUUUAACCCUAGUAGAGACAAUUGAAGAUGGAUCUCUUGUCAGCACAGAGCAUGCGGUCGGUGCUUUACUUUCUUUAUGCCAGAGUUGCCGGGAUAAGUAUCGGCAGCUUAUUCUUAAAGAAGGUGCAAUCCCAGGGCUUCUACGACUGACCGUAGAGGGUACCUAUGAAGCCCAAGAAAGAGCUCGGACACUUUUAGACUUGCUUAGAGAUACUCCUCAGGAAAAGAGACUAAGUUCUUCAGUUUUGGAGAAAAUUGUUUAUGACAUUGCGGCACGGGUUGAUGGAGCAGAUAAAGCUGCAGAAACUGCUAAGAGGUUGCUACAAGACAUGGUCCAAAGAAGUAUGGAGCUCAGUAUGACACGCAUCCAGCAAAGGGCUGCAUCUUCUACACCAUCCAAGAUUACAUCCAUAUGA